This is a messenger RNA of Chara braunii, 1041 nucleotides long. Lineage: Eukaryota; Viridiplantae; Streptophyta; Charophyceae; Charales; Characeae. The record is from the annotation of a GenBank genome assembly.
CCCCUGUUGGCUCUGAAGAAAUUGAAGGAUUACUCGGGCAUGAUCGGGCGAUGGGCAACAAUGCUGCAGAGCAUGGACUUUGACAUUCGUCAACGGAAGCACGAAAGACACGGGAAUGCGGACGGACUAACACGACUGCACCGGCCUGAGAAAGUUCCGAAGAGUGAGGAAGUGAUUUCGUGGAACGAACCCGGACAGGAGAUCGGACCUCGCUACGGCCAAGUGGAGAUCUUGUCCAAGCAUUCAUCGGCGAGUGGCUCCCAGAACGAGCCACGUCACCACGGUUGCGGCAUUCAGCAGCGACAUCAGCUCGCCGGUCAAUCCGCAGAGGCAUACCGCGAUCUUGACUUCGUUGCGCGAGUGGAUGGAGUAGGUGUCCGACGUUUGGCGGACGAUCUCUCACCCGACAUCUAUUCGCAGAGUCACGACAGUCCUGCUUCACACGUUCUCGAGCGGUUAUUGGAUCCGUAUCUUCAGUGGACUGCGUGCUUGGAGGAGCCCUGGGACGAAGAUACGCUGCCAUCGCGGCAGGAGUAUCUGAAGCCGUACGAUAUCAUCCCUCACGCCUUCUAUCCGAGGGCGGCGGAAGUGGUGAUCGACGACGACGACGAAGAGGACGAAGACGAGGAAACAUCGGAGGAGGGCGAGCUGAGUGAAGAAGAAGAGGAAGAAGAAACCGAGUCUGAGUGGGAAGCCUUGCCGGAGGAAGUGACGCGCACGGGAACGGAGGUGGAAGAUCCGGAAGCAGUGCGAGAGCGCGAAGAAAUCGCCACCGGGAAGCGCCAGUUGGAGUUCACCAGCGGAGCCAGCCUGCGCAUCGGUAAUGAUCCGACCAGGGAUCCGGAGCCACCGGAGCCCGAAGAUGGCGACCCUGCGGCCGCCACCUCAAGUGCCGCGCGAUGGAGAUGGAGCCGAUCCCCCUCCUCCUCCAGCCCCACCCGUCCCCCAAUUCGCCCACGUACCGAUGCGGGCGAUAGGCCUUCGUCCUCGGAUGCUAUUCCGCCGACCCCUUGAUUUUCUCACCCUCGAACAGAUCCGCAC